Dendroctonus ponderosae (mountain pine beetle) is the source of this 1005-nucleotide messenger RNA. RefSeq names its product pyridoxal phosphate phosphatase PHOSPHO2. Gene Ontology annotation, molecular function: phosphatase activity. Bases 129 to 923 code for a protein of 264 amino acids. The transcript is spliced from 2 exons. Lineage: Eukaryota; Metazoa; Arthropoda; Insecta; Coleoptera; Curculionidae. The record is from RefSeq and is a predicted model, not a curated record.
UUUAACCUCAAUGUUUUAUGAUGUUUAGCAGUCGUCAAAACAUUGCCAAAUGCCAAAAAGCCUGGCCCAAAAAAACCCAAACUAACCCAAUGGGGUACCUCAUGUCCUACUUCAAUGCCCCCCUAUAGAUGAACAGUUUGUCAAAGUCACCGUUUCUGAGGCUUUUUGGGGGCUUACUAGCCAAGCAGACUAAAGUGAUGAAAAACCUGGCAGUUUUUGACUUCGACCACACGAUUGUUGAUACCAACUCGGACACUGCUGUAAUGGACCUAGUGGACAAAAGCAAAUUCCCUCCUGAUUUGAGGAAGUUGCAUAAAUCUGCAGGAUGGACGGCCUUCAUGCAGGCGGUUUUCAACGUGCUGCAUGAGAACCAGGUUACGGAGCCGGACAUAGCAGGGCUGAUAAGGCGCCUCCCUGGAGUCGCAGGCAUUAAGCAUCUAAUCCAGACGUUGCAUGAUAGCAUGGACUAUGAUGUGAUUAUUAUCAGCGACGCCAACACGUACUUUAUCAAUGCCUGGCUGGAGGAAAACGGCCUUAGUUCGAAGAUUCUGAAGGUCUACUCCAACCCUGGAGCCUUUAACGAGCAGGGGCGGUUGGAGAUUGAAAUGUUUCACGAUCAGGACUCCUGCCAGUUAAGCACGCGAAAUCUGUGCAAAGGCCAGAUCAUGCAGGAUUUCAUUAAGGAGCAAAGCAAAAGAGGAAUCGUCUACCGAAGGGUGGUUUAUGUGGGCGACGGCCACAACGAUUUCUGCCCCAUUCUAAGGCUGGGCAGCACAGGGGUGGCUUGCUGCCGCAAGGCCUACCAAUGCGCCGAUCUGGUGCAAAAUGCCCCAAACACUGAACACCGCCUGAAGGCUCAAGUGUGCAUCUGGGAGAACGGACAGGAAGUUUUGGAGUUUUUAGCAAAGCCUUUCUCAAUGUGAUGUGUUUAUUAUACUUAAUUACAUUGGCACCCUUAAGGUUCAGUGGCCACCUUGCAUUCAUCAUUACAGCUAUUUACAUUGA